UUGGUAAACAGUGAUUUUUAAAUAUCAAUCAUUUUUACCAAUUCAAAAAGCUCUCAGACGUUAAUUGGCGCUUGAGAUAUUAACGUAUUUAUUUGCUCAGUCUAUCUGGCCCAAGUGCUCCCGGUCCCACACAGCUUGUGGUAUGAAUAUUCUGUAAGGCGUCACCUCUGGGACUUCACUUAAUCUUAAAUUAUAUUAAGCUGUUAUCUGAAAAACACGGGCCUUAAUUGAAACCCCUUAUCUGCACCUCCGGCGCUGGCGAAUUUUAGUAUCGCGAAUUAAUUUAAACGGCGACCGAUAAAGGCCGAUGUAAACAGUUCCCCGAAAACUAUGAUUGCGAACGGACAGUCAACAAAGUCGCGCCCUCAGCCGCUGGCCAGCGUCCUUCUCCUGAUCUUGGGCCUGUGCCAGGUGUCCGGAGUGGCCAUCGACCAGCCAGAGGGUCGACUAGUGGGCGGCACGGCAGCGGCGGCCAACAGUGCUCCCUACGCGGUGUCUAUGCAGUACAGCGGCACCCACUACUGUGCCGCCAGCAUCCUGAAUGCCAACUGGCUGGUCACGGCUGCCCAUUGUCUGGCCAGUAGUGCUCAGGUGCUGGGAAGCACCCUGGUUGCGGGCAGUAUCGCCGUGGCGGGAACAGCCAGCACCACGCAGAAGCGGAGCAUUACUUACUUCGUGGUCAACGAUCUGUACACGGGCGGAACCGUGCCCUACGACAUCGGACUGAUCUACACGCCCACCGCCUUCACGUGGACCGCUGCAGUGGCUCCGGUGACGCUUCCGUCGGCGGGAGUGGUCCCAACUGGCACCGCCAACCUCUAUGGAUGGGGCAGCACCAGCACCACAAACUCCGCCACCUAUCCCACAACGCUGCAGGUGGCCACCAAUGUGCCCAUCAUCAGUCUUUCGUCCUGCGAGGAUGCCCUGGGCACCAAGGGCAGCGAUGUCCACUCGACCAAUUUGUGUACGGGUCCACUUACAGGUGGCGUCAGCAUCUGCACCUCGGACUCGGGAGGUCCUUUGGUCCAAGGCAAUGUCCUUAUCGGCAUCGUGUCCUGGGGAAAGUUACCCUGUGGUCAGGCCAAUUCGCCGUCGGUCUAUGUGCAGGUGUCCUCGUUUAUUUCCUGGAUAUCGGCCAACCAAGUGGCGCCUUAACAUCCUUUAAGGUUUUUUAAUUCAAUAAAGAAAGACGAAUUUGUAACCUAGCUCUAAUGGCUGUGGCUUAUAAAUGAGAUCUUCGCAGGCAUUGCAA
Molecule: messenger RNA, 1252 nt
Organism: Drosophila kikkawai
Lineage: Eukaryota; Metazoa; Arthropoda; Insecta; Diptera; Drosophilidae
Gene: Phae1
Product: Phaedra 1
Biological process (GO): proteolysis
Molecular function (GO): serine-type endopeptidase activity
Source: RefSeq, a predicted model, not a curated record